Scatophagus argus is the source of this 2992-nucleotide messenger RNA. RefSeq names its product SH3 domain binding glutamate-rich protein like 2 (gene sh3bgrl2). NCBI's taxonomy places the organism in Eukaryota, Metazoa, Chordata, Actinopteri, Scatophagidae. The record is from RefSeq and is a predicted model, not a curated record. Gene Ontology annotation, cellular component: cytoplasm. The coding region runs from base 223 to 549 and encodes 108 amino acids. The transcript is spliced from 4 exons.
UGUUGGCUCUGUGCAGUGAGAAACGGUGAGCGCCACAGUCGGCAGUUAUACGCACGCUGUUUUAUUAUCAUGUCUCUGUUCAAAUACUGGAGACGCGUGUCUUCUGUCCUCUGAGACACAGGCUGUAGCCCAAAGUCUGCACUUGUUAAUUUGGGAAUAAAGGAUAUUUACUGGCAGCAAACUGUUAGUUUGUCGACUGUGUGACAUUAAUUUGGGAUUAAAAUGGUCAUCAAGGUCUACAUCGCCUCUUCAACCGGCUCUGUUGCGGUAAAGAAGCAUCAGCAGGCAGUGGUGGGUUUCCUGGAGGCCAAUCGCAUCAGCUUCCAGGAAAUAGACAUCACCAUGCUGGAGGAACAGAGGCUCUGGAUGUACCGUAACAUCCCCAGAGACAAGCAGCCAGAGAAGGGCAACCCGCUGCCUCCACAGAUCUUCAAUGAGGAUCGCUACUGUGGGGACUAUGAAGACUUCUUUCAGUCAAAGGAGAACAACACUGUGUUUGCAUUCCUUGGGCUCAGUUCCCAACCCUCAGUGAAAGAUUCAGAGUCGUAGCCUUGAUCAAACUGCUGGCGUGUGACGUCCAGGGAACCUUAAAAUAUGAGCACAAAAACUGCAUCACUUCUUGUGUUCCUUCUACAAUGCCAGCAUGUUGCCAAAUAUCAGACCCCAUGGAUAUCAAACUAUACAACCUUUCCUACGACCUUAAAAAAACUCUUUAAACAACAUUCCACCAUCACAUCCAAGACGUGUCUGAUUCUCAAGAGGCUACAGAAAAGUAACCGCAGAAGAAGUGGAUUAUGAUGAUGGGUACAUUUGUGUUUUCUUUCUCAUGUUUUAACAGCAAACACUGUCAGUAGCAUAAAUUCUGUGCAAACUAGAUUAGACAUGAGUGGACCAGAUGCUUUAGGUCAAUCCACAGUGCAGUGGACAUGGACUAAUUGACCAGGCACAAGUCAUAUGAACACACACCUGCAUUGUGUGUGUACAUGCCUUAGUGUGUGUGUGUGUGUGUGAGUGAGUGAAUCAGCAGCUGUUAAUGAAGGUUGCAUUAAGUGAGGGGAUCUGAGAGGCUGCACUUGAUGCAACCUGAAACAACACGAGGCCUCACAGUCUUGUAUGGCUGUGUGUGCGUGUGUGGGAGUGAAGACGUUUACUUAGAGGUGAUGGUGAGAUUACAGCUAAUCACAAAGCAGAUGAGACCAAGAAUUCUGAAACAUAUGAAGGAUCAAAACUAUAUCUUAUAACAUCGCCAGCAAGUGUGUAGUCACUGCCAUCCAAUGAAACAAACUGUGUUCCUUUGUUUUUCACUGCCAAAUUAGUUUGACCAAAGGACAAGGCUGGAGUUAUUCUCUAUUUUUUAUUGUCUACAGAUCCAUUAAAAAGACCAGAACCAAAGCCUGUCUGUCCUUCAGUACACUCUAACUUCCCUGCCCUGUCUGUCGUGCUCAGUCCUACUGAAGAAACCGAAAAAGGUCAAGUAAUUUCCUAAAAUAACUGGGCACUGUGGUUUUUAUCAAGUUGUACUUGAGUGAAUAUCACUUUUGUUAGGGACUAUCAUCAGAUAUGGAUACACAUUAGCUUUUCUGCAUUUCUGAUGUGCAUUUACACCAGCAGGACAGUAUGUGUCAGACUAAAAUAAACUAUGACGCCCAGAUUCAUUACAGUGGAAGAACAUGCCACCCAGUGCAACAGCGUGGCUUAUUUUUGUGUUUUUAAUGGUUUUUGGACAACAACAGAGCACUGUGGCACAGAGAAAUAAUAAUUGUUAGCUUUGGUCUUUUCAAAGGAUUUGCUGACAGUAUGAAAAUAUAGAUAAUUGCCAGCUGUAUCCUCAAGAGUGCAGUAGACAAGGCAUUGGAUAUUAUCAGGGUCACAUGGGUUACAGCACGCCACAAAUUGCAGUGGAGGAAAAUGAGUACAUUCAUUCCAUUUAUUCCUCAGAUCUCAGGCACCUGUACUUUAAUUCAGUAGUCUUACUUUAUGCUACUUUGUACUUCCACUCUGCUACAUUUUAGAGAUGCAUAUUGUACUUUCUACUCUACAUUUAUUUGAUAUCUAUAGGUACUCGUCACUUUUAAGAUGAAUAUUGUACAUGGGGGAUAAUGUGUAACAGGUGCAUAAAUACACAUUGUUAAAGAUUUAGCUAGUGGCUUCCGACAGUUUUAACUAAUAAAAUCUUCCAAAAAACAGUGUGAUGUCACAUUUCAAAUGUCUGUUUUACAGUGAUUCUUCCCCCUUAACUUCUCAAAUGGUUUCAUUUCAGUAAAGGUUCGAAUGCCCAAUAGUUUUACUUGAAUAUAUUGGGGCUACAUUUUGCUGCUGAUGUAUUUUUAAGAUUUUUCAUGCAGGAUUUAGACUUAUAAUGGAGUAUUUUUACAUCACUGUAUUGCUACUUUUUCUUAAGUAAAGGAUCUGAAUACCUCUUCCACCACUGACAGAUUAUGAGCACAAAUCUUAUCUGACAGAAGACUUAAGGAAUUCCAAGAUCUGGCCACGCUUACAGACUCAGCUUCCCCUGCUCUACCCCCUCUUCUCUCUAUAUAUUUCCAAAUUUCUGAGUAAAUGGAUGCUGAGCCAAUGUGAGCAGUGUUUGUGAACAUAGACUGACACAUCACAGCCAACUCUAGUUCUCUGUCCUCCGAAACUGUGUUGUAUGCUCUCUCUCCCAAUUACCAACACUAAGCAUCCUUAUUAAAUUAUCACAGGUGGCUAGUUGAUUAAUUCCUGUAUGUUUACACAUGAAGGACACAAGUAAACAGAUACACCAUACACUCUGCCAUUUUCUCUCUAAAUGUCAUGCCUUCAUGUGAAAGGAUGUCAUUUUCACUUAUUUCUAAUCGAGUACAGAACAUCAUUAAAUCUGUCACUAACCACAUUCCUGUUUUGCAAAGUUGUAGCAUCAAUUAUUGUCAAAUCAUGUGCAGUGAUUUUAUGUGAAUGCAUGUUAACAAGUCUGUUUGGAACACAAACUGAAUAAAUGUUAUGUUGCACCUCU